Messenger RNA from Trichoplusia ni (cabbage looper), 7565 nucleotides. It is a transcript of the gene trc, whose product is annotated as serine/threonine-protein kinase tricorner. The record is from RefSeq and is a predicted model, not a curated record. The coding region runs from base 417 to 1823 and encodes 468 amino acids. Gene Ontology annotation, molecular function: protein serine/threonine kinase activity; ATP binding. Gene Ontology annotation, biological process: peptidyl-serine phosphorylation; intracellular signal transduction. NCBI's taxonomy places the organism in Eukaryota, Metazoa, Arthropoda, Insecta, Lepidoptera, Noctuidae. The transcript is spliced from 11 exons.
CAUUCGAUUUAUCAUCUGUGCACUGCCUGACAUCUUUCUUUGUGCAAUUUCUGUAGAGUCUCUCGUGAAAAAUCCCGUUAUUUCGCUUUCGUAAUUCAUCUAACAAAGGUAUUAUCUGUUCGCGAGUGUUGACCGCUACUUGUGGGACAACAAUUAAAAAUUAAAGAGCGUUUCGUGACACGGUGCUAAUAAUUUAUUUUCAUCACAAAUUUAUCGAUUUUAGUCAUCUCGUCGAGAAGAAUUGUUUUCAUGCUGUUUAUUUAUUAGUGCCGUCGGGUGACUGGCGAUCGAGCAACAAUUUUUCGGGUCACAGUCCAACCUAAGACUGAGCCGUGUCUUGGGGGAAAAGCACACCGGGCACUACGGUGGCCCCAGAUACACCGGCGCCAGCGCCCCAGCCUCCGGGGGUGCUGGAGAUGACAGGCACCGACAAUAUACGGUUUAGCGGGUCAACGCUAGACAAAGCCACCAAAGCCAAGGUCACCUUAGAGAAUUUCUACACGAACCUCAUCACACAGCAUUUGGAGAGAAAACAGAGGCUCGAGAAACUCGAAGAGUCUCUAAAAGAUGACAGCCUUACAGAGAGCCAAAAGAAAGAGAAGAGGCAACAACAUGCCCAGAAGGAGACGGAGUUCCUCAGACUCAAACGGUCCAGGCUAGGCGUCGAGGACUUUGAACCGCUAAAGGUUAUAGGACGAGGGGCAUUCGGUGAAGUGCGCUUGGUCCAAAAGAAAGACACAGGUCACGUUUACGCUAUGAAAAUACUCAGGAAAGCUGAUAUGUUGGAGAAAGAACAGGUAGCCCACGUGCGUGCAGAGCGCGAUAUAUUAGUAGAAGCAGACCAUCAAUGGGUAGUGAAAAUGUACUACAGUUUCCAAGACCCGAUGAACCUGUACCUGAUAAUGGAGUUCCUGCCGGGCGGCGAUAUGAUGACGCUGCUCAUGAAGAAGGACACGCUGAGCGAGGAGUGCGCGCAGUUCUACGUCGCCGAGACCGCGCUCGCUAUAGACAGUAUACACAAACUUGGCUUCAUACACAGGGACAUAAAACCGGACAACCUGCUACUGGACGCUCGCGGUCACAUCAAGCUCAGCGACUUUGGUCUCUGCACCGGUCUCAAGAAGAGCCAUCGCACAGACUUCUACAGAGAUCUGUCGCGAGCAACACCAUCCGAUUUCACUCUACACUUCAAUUUCUCGUAUGCAGUAUCGACGUCCUCGUCCGCGAUGGACUCGAAGCGUCGCGCGGAGUCGUGGAAGAGGAACAGACGGGCCCUCGCGUACUCGACAGUCGGCACGCCCGACUAUAUAGCGCCCGAGGUGUUCCUGCAGACCGGUUACGGGCCCCAGGCCGACUGGUGGAGUCUCGGCGUCAUUAUGUACGAGAUGUUGAUCGGAUAUCCACCAUUCUGUUCGGAGUCGCCGCAGGAGACCUAUCGUAAGGUGAUGUCGUGGCGCGAGUCGCUCACCUUCCCGCCCGAGAUCCCGAUCAGCGAGGAGGCGCGCGAGACCAUCCUGCGCUUCUGUUCCGAGCCUGAUCGCAGGUUGGGUUCUCAGCGCGGCAUCGAGGACGUGAAGUCUGUCCCGUUCUUCCGCGGCGUGGACUGGAGCCACGUGCGCGAGCGCCCCGCCGCCAUCUCCGUCGAGGUGCGCUCCAUCGACGACACGUCCAACUUCGACGACUUCCCCGACGUCAAGCUCGAAAUACCAUCAGCGCCGAUACCACAAGACGGCGAGGUGGCUUACAAAGAUUGGGUGUUCAUCAACUACACGUUCAAGCGGUUCGAGGGGCUCACCCAGCGCGGCACGCCCACCAAGAAGUGAACCCGACGCCAACUUACACUGCUUUCAGUCUAAACUGCUCCAGCCCUUACGUUACCUAGCCUUGCCAAGCAAUAUAGAUGAUAAUGUUUCGUUGGGCGGUUUAUACAAGCGCUGGAUAGCCAGAGGCUCGGACUAUCGUAGCGGCGGUAUCGGACCUUCAUAUCUUACACUAUUUAAUAUACAUUGUAAUGAAUUUAUUGUACGUACGAUAGGCAUAGACGCUAGGGUGAUCUCGUAGUGAGCGCUCGGCUCGCGCGGUGACGAGGCGGUAGUCGUAACCUCUCGGGGCUCUCGGCGUUACCUACUCGACAAGCUCGUGACCACUUCGCUGGGUAGAACUGUCCUAUGGCUUUCUGGUUCUAUGACUAUUGUAAUAAGAAAGUGCGAUUAUUUCAUAAUGUUACAUGUAAAUGAUACACCGUAAAUUUAAUGCUAUAAGUCUCGUGUGCCUACCUCUAUUUGUGCCUAUCUCUGCAUGUAAUUAGCGUCACUUUAGUCUGAAAGCAGUUUGCUCUAAUAACUGACGCAAUUGUUGGCUGCAAUCGUCGAAUUGACUGUCUUAGUUUAAAUGUAAAUGAACUCGUUUGAUGACGAACUAAUGCUGCGAGCCUUGCUUACUAAACACGUGGCCGGUGUUAUAUCGACCGACUACAUGACGUGAUAUCAAAUGGAAAAUUCGAUGGAAUAGCUUCGCUUUACAAAGUUGCCUUCUCACGGAAACUAGGAUAAUCUACUAUAAAAUACUCUUCAUAUGGUUCAGUGUUCGUUCACAGUUGCGUGUGUUCGUUCAAUCGCGUUUGUGUUAACUCAUAUUACUGGAUCGUUAUAAAAAACUACUCGCUGUCUUCAAUGUAUAUACUGUUCUCAAAUGUCUCUUACUAAAUUAAUAAAUGAAUCGAAAUUUCCAUUUGAUUAUCGAACAUUCGAUAUAUCCACACCUGUUUCGCUUCUCUCAGUCUCCAAGAUAGGCGAUGAAAAUAGUACUGCAUUAAGGAUUAAGUAUUUUAAAUUUACUACUUUUCGAAAUCAAAAAAUCGACGGCUAAAUUAUUUGGUGUUACAAUUGUACAGAGCGUAGGUCUAGACUGACAUUGGAUAUUGAUAUUUUUAAAGUUAUAGUAUUAUAGAAACCAAAUAAUAAAUAUGAAAAGUACGUUUAAACAAGAGUGCUCUAUUGUGUUCAAUGUUUUGGGUGUUAUGGUGAACAGUUAUCAUGAUUUGGUGACAUUUCGAUUUAUUCAUUGAACACUCAUUGUCUUUCUGCCUCAAGCCAAUAGUAUUUAUGCACUUUAUUGCCUAAUUCGGUAAAUGCACUGUUUAUCGAUGUCGAUACGAACUGAGUCCCUUGUAAUAUAUUAGGGGUUAUGGUGUUACUCAUCGACUAACACGUAUCGCGUGGCUUUACCCGCUUCCUGACGUAACUUACAUAGCAUACAUGAAAUUAUCAUUAUAUGAAUUAUAUUUUGCACAUCUUUGUGAUUUUGUUGUAAUCGACCUGUUUUAUAACUUCGUUGUCCUGUGUGUAAAUUACCAGAUUAGGGUAUGGUUAAAUGAACUGUGACGUGUUUUAUUGAACUGGUUUUACGUUAGUGUUAUUACGUUGUUCGUAUGUGUUUGCCGAUGAUUUAACAGUUGUAGGCUUCGAUGUAGGUGUAUCGUAGGGUGUGCCCAGUCAAGCGCCCGCCGCUCGACAUAGCGAUUAAUAUUUCAGUUAGUGUUCUGAUAACUACUGUCUUAGGUGUUAUGGUGUACAGUGUUGUUUACUGUAUUAUGUUUUCACAAUUUAAUUAUGUUUAAUUUAUGAUGGCCGCGCUGACGACUUAUGAAGACGUCGAUGUUGGUGACGAAUUUAAUGUUUUUAUUGUUGUAUGCAGUGACGUCAUACCUCAUGCCUUGCCCGCUGGCCGCGAGUGCCUCUGUCCCUGUCACUCACACGACACACCGCACUCACGUUACACUCACAAUACAACUGUUCGGGACAACACCAUUCUCCUUUCUAUAUUCUGCUCUGUUUUAAAUGUAACUAUUUAAAUAAAUACUGCUGUAAAGCUGCAAUAUUUACAAUAGACUUCCUAGUUCGUAAACAUUAACGUUAAUUAAGUAAUGCGCUUUUACGUAGGUCCCCGGGGCUGUGGGAGGUGGACCUCUCGGCACCUCACAAACUAUUGACUAUACAUCACGAUAUCAUCUACAGCUUAUAUUUUUGGCAACUCUCUUCUUCUUUAUAACUUUACACUUCUUAAAUGACUCCGUCGAUAGAUAUACAUUAUAUUUUGUAAUCGUUUCCCACGGUCAGUCAGGAAUGCUCGCCUCUCUCAUUAAGAUAUCCAGUUAGCGGAAAAUGUGAAUAUUUAUUUAUAUUUUAUACAAAUAAUAUUGAAAAGUAUAUCAAGAACCGCGUUCAAUUCAUUCGCAAUAGAAUUCCGUCCAAAAUUAUGUUACUAUAUUAUAUCUAAAUGUAUUUUACCAAAAUAUUACAAUAUAUUUACCGUUUGACUCGUGACGUCAUAUUUAUUACGUAAAGACCUCGAGACCUUUUUGAAGCGUUUUGAUUUGGUGUCGCAGUCACCAGGCUCGUUUUGGCUUGAAUCGAAAGCACUGCCAACUUGCAACUAAUCUUAUGAAUGGAAUGAUGCAAGCGAAAUUAGCUUUUUACAAGAGAGGAAGGCAUCCCUGAUACGCGCUCUAUUCGUACACAUACACGUUAAUUUAGUUCGCGUGGAGAAACACAUCCGUAUGUUCUGCGGCAUGGUCUUGCCUCGAGCCCACAUUUUAGAACGAUUAUUGUUUUUAUUUAAAAUUAUUUGAAAUGAAUUAAUUGACUUAUCGAGAAUAUUUCUUUUAUUUUUAAUAUAAAUAAAAUAAAAUUAUAUUGAUGUCAAUUAUUGAGUUAGUGGUGAUACGGAAACAAAUAAAAUUAAGACAUGUUAUUGGAAUUUACAAAUUGAUUUCUCACUUAUUUUUAACCAUUUAAUAGUGUGAUUAUAUUAUAAUUUGUUUGUAUACUAUUAUUUAUUGUUUAUCAACUUCAUUAAUGGAUGUGUUUCUACACCAGUAGCACAAGCAAUACACAAUGAUUUAUUAGAUCCACGUAGGAACAUUUUAUUAAUUCAUAAACUAACAAACUUGAACACAUAGAGGAGAUUCUGUAAUAUAUUAUUAAUAGUUAAGAUUGGGAGCUCCUCGACUACACCUCGCUGUUUGACUUCCACACGUUGAUCGUGGCUUGCUAACUAAAACAUAUGAAAUAAGACAAACAUACGAUAUACAAUAAUCAUUCAUCUGACGGUGAACAAGUAGCGUAACCUUACUGGUAUAUUUUCAGAAAUGUACCAGCGAGAUUUAGUAAUACUUGAAAAGUCAUCACAAGCAAUGUUAAUGCGUGGUAAUCGUGAAUGAAGCCGCGCAUACAACCUUGUCGCACUCACACGAGACACUGACCACCCUCACACAUAUACGUAAGUCACCUCGACGCACGUGACGUCAUAGUUAGGAAGCUUCCAGUAACGGUACUCUCUCAUACUAGCGACUACUCGUACCGAAAGUGAUAGGUUAAAGAAUAGAUGUAUUUUUGUGUCUGUUUAAUACCAUUAGAACUUCCCGUCUACAGCGGCACGAUCUAUCUAUUUUCAUGUAAGACUAUGCGGGACAUCCCACGGCUAUCUAUAGUUCACACUAAUAGUACUAAGGAAAUAAAUGAAACUGAAAAUAAAUAUCCUAUAAUAUUUUUGCACUAACAUAGGCAUCACAUUAUAAUUCUCAUUACGUAAUAUAGACUUGUACAAACUGACAAAUUCUCUUUUAUAGAUUAUAAAAUAGUACAUUUAGUUGCACGUACAUUUGUGUUGGCGUUGUUCGCGUGGGGCGAGCAGCGCGGCCGGCUUGCGCGCUUCGACCGCCGGUCGACAGUAGGCGCUUUGUGCUUAGUUAUGAUUUACGCGGAACUAACCUUCUCUCUGAUGAACAGUACAACAAACUAUCCAAGCUCUUCUGUGAAGCGUCUGUUCAUUAUUAUAGGGCUACAAUUUGUUAUAUUUAUGGUAUCAUCUAUCUCCGUACAGUGACGGUAGCAAUAGUACGUUUGUUCGGGUCUGGAGAGCUCUCCUCCGCAAACUACUCGUCUUACGGAAUGCAAUGUAACGUCAGUUAACCUUGUGCUUAGCAAAGUACUAAUAUGACAAGUUUGGUGUUGUAUAAUUUUAAUGUUAGCGAUUUGUGUAUUAUUUUCUAAAACUAAAAUGAUGUAAAUUUAGUAAACACGUUGUCUGCGGCGUCGCCGGGACCGUGCAGCCCGACCGCCGCAAGCAGCGUGUGUAGCGACAAUUGAUGAGGGCUGUUCGAACGGGCGCGACUCUCGGCGCCACAGCGAUCACUCGACUAUGUUACAUUUUGAUCUGCAGCGGCGUGGGAAGUCGUCAGGGCUUUAAGUCACGCUCACUCAUAUCACACAUUAUGGAAUGCUUCAGCGCCGCAGUUGUUGCCGCGCUGCAGAUCAAAAGGCAAUCAUUGUCAGACGUACGUAUCGAUUUACGAUUGUACAACAACUUACGACGACCCGUAAGUAAGCCGAAACAUUGCCAGGCACCAGAGCUAAGCAAUACUAACAACAUCAAUGUAAUUGAUGCGUUUCACCUAGUUUUAUCAACGUCAUGUCUAAAAUGUGUUGUUUCUUAGAGAGUUGCUCACAAUUGCCAAAAAAUAUUCUGUCAAUUAAUUGGACAUAUUUAUCUCGGUUCGGUUCAUUGUGCUUACGUACGUGUUUUACACAUUAUGUUUUACUUGAAUGUAUUAAGGUUUCACAUAUGCAUAGAGGCUAUAAGUAAGCGAGUCUCAGAGACUUGGAUGUAAAGAUACAGUGCGCACCGUUCACACGAAUAGCCCAAUAGUGAUGUAGUGUUAACUCCAUUUAAUUUAGUUCAAUUAUUUGUUUUUGUCAAUAAUUUCAUUAUUAAUUUAAAUGUAAUUUUAUUUUAUUAUUAUUUUUGUCAAUUGAUAUUCACACAAGAUUCACAAUCGAGAACUACGUCGGUUCACACAGUUACGCUAAAUGAAGCUUCGUCCAUUUGUUUAUAUUUCGAUCAAGUGACUACAUCAUUGUUAAUGGGCGUCUUGAAUAUCAUCAUUGUAGUAUUGUAACGGAUCUAUCUCAUCUGAUGUCGACAGAUAUGUUAAAUGUCUUUAUUUAGCGGUAAUUUGAUGUAAGCCGAACAAUAUCGUUAAUUCUUACAAUUGCAUACAAAUAUGUGAUGUAUUAUAUAUUUUUGAGUCAAUAAAUGCAAUUUCGUUAUGAUAUGCAAUGUGUUAGUGGGAAUGCUAUUGUACGGACACGUGUUAUGUAUUUGAAACGUGGACAUUGGGAUCGCAUGACAGCCUCGUGUCGCGUGCGAUUACUUUUUACGCAAUAAGUAGUCUGUUGGGCACGUGUGCUUACGUAACGAUUGCAAAUUUCAAGUAAAUGACACGUGUACGUAUCCUCUCACUAAAAGUACGGCAUAAAAUUGACAGAUAAGUAUAACAAAUGCAUAAGUUCUAUCAAAAAAUGUUGUUUAAUUGAUGUGAAAUAAAUCAUAGCUACCCCUUUUGUUGUUAUUCGAAAUGACGAUGAUGAAAAAUGAUUAUGAAUUAUUUAAUUUUUAAAUUGUAAGUUUGAAAGUAUGUAUUUUGUUUAAUACUUUUAUUGUUUCUUCCAUGUGAUUUAAGAAAGUGGCAAUACGAUUAAGCAUUAAAGCGAUAUGAACUUUGA